AUGGACCGAGACAAUAGAAGCGACAGAGGCAUUCUCGAAAAAAGAGGGUACAGAAGGCCGCACGACCUGGAUCCUUCCAGAACGGUGCUUCCGCUGAAUGAAUAUGUUGGCGACAAAGAGAUCACCUCCCGCCUGUCGGUUAGAAACGUGGCGCUGCUGGACCCUGCAAGCCCUUUGGAUGCAGGAUACUCCAAGCUGCGCCAGUGGAUUGACGACUCUCUUGACGCCUUCAAAAACGAUCUGAACAACCUUCUGUUUCCUGUUUUUGUCCACUUGUAUCUGGACAUGAUAUCCAUACGGAGAGAGGCCGACGCAGCUGCGCUCAUGAGCGAGUUCAAAGAAGACUUUGUGGAGGUGCAUGCAAACGAAAUACGGCAGAUAGAAAUGGUCCGCGACAUCUCGAACCUCAAGGAAAACCAGCUGGCCAUGGCGUUUUUGUCGAACAAGUACCACCUAACCAUGGGAAAGUAUGCGUUUGACCUGCUGAUCGACUUUCUGGAGCUAAACGGGCUGCUCAAAAUAGGGAAAAUUGUAAACCAGUUUUUGAACAUAAAGGUGUUCACGGGGAAAGUGGGCGACGAGGUGGUGGACAUAGGGCUUGUUGGCGUGGCCGACUUUGACUUCAACAAGAAGGCCAUUGCGAGCGGAGUCCACUACAUCUCCCCAAAAGUGGAGGAGCUUGUGCUGACAGAGGAGCAGUACAAGUACGAGUACCUGGACCAGUUUCUUGGCAUUUUAAAAAAGAAGAAGCUGGAGAACAUGCCGCCUCCCAUCGACCGCGUGCCCGUUCCCAGCCCCUCAGCCUCGCAGAUCGCGUCGGAGAUCGACAAGCUGAGGGACCUUGCAAAGCGGAUGAAUGUGGGAAAGCACCAAAUGCCAAGCAUCUGCUGCUACACUGUACAUAACACGUUUGGGACGCUGUGCUGCUCAGACUACUCGGCCGACCUGAAGCUGGCUGCCUUGGGGUACUCCGACUCGUACAUUGAAAUCCACUCCCUCACCGACGAAAACCUUCUGAAGCUGAAGCAGAGCAUAUACCUGAAAACCCCGGAGAUGCGAACAGGGAAGGCAGACGACGCGCGCGACGACGUGGGGAAGGUUGUGCGCCUUAUUGGGCACUCUGGGCCCGUGUACGCGGUGAAGUUUUUCGCCAGCAAGAGGUUCCUUCUCUCGGCGUCCCAGGACAGCACCAUCCGACUGUGGUCUCUUGACACGUACUCGGAGAUAGCUGUGUACCAAGGGCACUUUUUCCCGGUCUGGUGCGUGGACAUUGCCUCGAACGACUACUAUUUCGCGUCUGGCUCCAGCGACAGAACCGCCUGCGUGUGGAGCGUGGAAAGCUCCAAGCCGGUCCGGCUGUUUGCGUCCUCUCUCAGCGACAUAAUGUGUGUGAAGUUCCACCCGAACUCGAACUACCUGUUCACCGGAAGCUGCGACUUUAAGAUCAGAAUGCACGAUCUGCAGGACGGAGAGCUUGUGCGCCUUUUCGUGGGACACAAGGACGCAGUCACGUGUCUGGAUGUGUCUGCGUGCGGAAAGCAUCUGAUUUCGGGAGGGAAGGACAAGACUGUUAUUCUGUGGGAUAUUGGAACCGGAAAAGCGCUGUUCAAGUUCACAGGGCACGACGGAUUUAUUUUUUCUGUGAGCUUUUCGUACUUCUCCUCGCUCAUUGUCUCUUCUUCCAGCGAUUGCACUGUCAAGCUCUGGGAUAAGUACAAGGGAGAGCUUGUUUCUACGUACUACACGAAGUCCACGCCCAUCAACAGGGCCGUGUUCGGGCACAGAAACAUCAUAUCCUGCCUCGGGGCGUACACGCCAAAGAAGUAA
Messenger RNA from Nematocida major, 1827 nucleotides. Its product is annotated as transcription initiation factor TFIID subunit 5. The transcript has a single exon. Gene Ontology annotation, biological process: transcription initiation at RNA polymerase II promoter. NCBI's taxonomy places the organism in Eukaryota, Fungi, Microsporidia. Bases 1 to 1827 code for a protein of 608 amino acids. Gene Ontology annotation, molecular function: protein binding; RNA polymerase II general transcription initiation factor activity. Gene Ontology annotation, cellular component: transcription factor TFIID complex. The record is from RefSeq and is a predicted model, not a curated record.